Messenger RNA from Saccostrea echinata, 1345 nucleotides. RefSeq names its product NPC intracellular cholesterol transporter 1-like. NCBI's taxonomy places the organism in Eukaryota, Metazoa, Mollusca, Bivalvia, Ostreida, Ostreidae. The transcript is spliced from 6 exons. Bases 26 to 1345 code for a protein of 439 amino acids. The record is from RefSeq and is a predicted model, not a curated record.
GACCGGCAUUAAUGGACAGUGUGUCAUGUACUCAGAAUGUGAACAAACCUCAUCAGGUCCACUACCAUGUACCUACAGUGGUCAACCGGUCACUCUGAAGGACCCAAAAUCUCUUCAAAUUUUGAAAAACUACUGUCCUGAUUUAUUUGAAGGUAGUAAUACGAAAACAUGUUGUGAUGAAAGACAACUGUCUGUCAUGGAAAAGGAGAUGGUGCUCAUAAAACAAAUAUUUUCGAGGUGCCCAUCUUGUCUACAUAAUUUUAUGGGUAUAUUUUGCCAAAUGACCUGCAGUCCAAAUCAGAAAACCUUUCUCAAAGUCACUAGUCAUGGCAAGACAGUACGUUCAUUGGAUUACAUCAUAUCACGUGACUUUCUCUACAGAAUGUUUAAUUCCUGUAAGAAUGUUGAACUCCCAAGUUCAAAUGACAAAGCCUUAUCCAUCAUCUGCGGUAGAUCAGCCAAUGAGUGUACACCGGAAAACCUUUUAGACUACCUUGGUUCUACGUCAAAUGGUCGUACCCCGUUUGAAAUUUCCUUUAUUAAAACGAACAAGAUUGUAACAAUAGGAGGAAUUGAUUAUCACCCAAUGAACCAAUCUACAAUCCCCUGUUCAGAAUCUUGUUCAAAGCAUGAUUGUGGGAUUCCUAAGCUACCUAAACCUCGCCCAUGUCCCGAUGGAUCAUGUUUUGAUGGACGCAUAAGGCCAAUUUACCGACAAGAGCAAGUAGUGGUAACUAGACCAAAUAACCAUACUGUUGUCACCCAUAGAUUACCCCCGCCAUCAGAUGAGUGUAUGAAUUACACGUCGUUAUUUGACAAGAGUUUUCUGCAUUUACUUUUAGAUUUUCAAGAAAGCAUAGGAAAUAUUUCUGUUAAGUUUGAAAACCAAGAAAUUGGAUUGGAGGACAUUUGCUACAGGCCACAUUAUGGUAGUGACUCUUGUGCUGUAUUCAGCAUCCUUGAAUACUGGCAAAGUAAUCGCACAGCCAUCGAUAAAAUCAAGAUGGAUACAUUUGGAUUUUUCAUCCUUGCAGAUUAUUUGGAUCAUUUCUCAUCUUGCGCGGUUGAAUCUUCAGAAAUAGAUACGGUGGGACUUAACAUGUCUUGUUCUUCCUCUGCAAAUCAAGCCAUUUAUCCAAAUAUGGUUCUAGCCGGCUAUGGAGGAGAAAAUCAGGUACAACAUUUCAACAGCUCUACUGCUUUCGUCAUCACAUAUUUAGUACAGAAUUAUCAGGAUGAUCGCAUGAAUGAUGUUGCACGUGCUUGGGAAGGGGAGUUGAGAAGAUUCGUCCAAAACUUCCGUAGUCCUAACAUGACAGUCUCAGUUAAUACGCCUUCUGUCUGA